UGAUACUUAUUUAAGGUUGGAACUGAUUAAUUAUUGGAAUUAGUAGUGAAUGAUGGAUAAUUUCCAUUCAAUAUUUCCUUUACAACAAGAUGUUGACGAUAAUGAUUCCCAUGAGCUUCUUUAUAACAACCCUUGUAAUUUCCUAUACCAACAAGAUCUGGUAACGGAUUUUGCUCCGUUGGAGUCGGACAAAAACACUCUCAGCUUUAACAACAAUCAGAAGGAAAAUAAGGUAGGAAAAGCAUCAGCUGCUUCUCUCCCAGUAGAAAAAACAAGUGAUGACAAACAGAAGAAAGUCAUGCAUAGAGAAAUCGAACGGCAAAGAAGACAAGAAAUGGCUACUCUUUAUGCUUCUCUUCGACAACAGCUUCCUCUUGAAAUUAUUAAGGGAAAACGUUCGACAUCGGAACACAUACUUGAGGCGGCGAAUUAUAUAGAAUACCUGCAGAAGAAUGUUAGGAAUUUGGAAGACAAGAGAGAAAAGUUAAACAAGACUUCAAAUUCAAGCAAUCUUGAUUAUACCAAAAGUGGUAGAUCGUCAACUAGUGAUUCCUCGUCGUCUACAAAUGUGACAGUGAAGCAAUGCUUGGACGGCAUGGAGAUUUUGGUCAAUUGUGGUGUCGAGAGUGAAGGUUUUCGACUUUCUAGGGUUCUUGAAGUAUUACUUCAAGAGGGGCUUAACAUUGUGAACUGCAGCUGCACCAAAACUAGUACAAGUUUACUUCAUACUAUCCGAACUGAGGUUGCCUCUCAGGCAAGGAUUGAUGUGCAUGUGAUCCAACAGAAACUCUCUGAUAUAAGUUUCAGUUGACUCUCCAUUGGAAAUUGUUGUGUCAUUCCCCAUCACCUACAGGUUUUUGUGAUCUUUAUUGAAAUAUGAAAUCUUUAAUUUUUCUUUCAGUAGUUAACUUUUAUUGGAAUAAAAUAGUUCUAAUAGAGUAAAAUGCAUAGUGAGGAUUCACAUAGUCAAUUCUGACUAAACGAGUUGUUGUUGUUGUUUUAGUCUAACCUCUUUCAGUUCAGUUUUUCCUUAUAAA
Messenger RNA from Nicotiana tabacum (common tobacco), 1037 nucleotides. RefSeq names its product transcription factor bHLH118-like. The record is from RefSeq and is a predicted model, not a curated record. Lineage: Eukaryota; Viridiplantae; Streptophyta; Magnoliopsida; Solanales; Solanaceae. Gene Ontology annotation, molecular function: protein dimerization activity; DNA-binding transcription factor activity, RNA polymerase II-specific; RNA polymerase II transcription regulatory region sequence-specific DNA binding. Gene Ontology annotation, cellular component: RNA polymerase II transcription regulator complex. Gene Ontology annotation, biological process: regulation of transcription by RNA polymerase II.